Messenger RNA from Cucurbita pepo subsp. pepo (vegetable marrow), 1998 nucleotides. RefSeq lists its product as uncharacterized. The record is from RefSeq and is a predicted model, not a curated record. Gene Ontology annotation, cellular component: cytosol. Gene Ontology annotation, molecular function: tRNA-guanosine(34) queuine transglycosylase activity. NCBI's taxonomy places the organism in Eukaryota, Viridiplantae, Streptophyta, Magnoliopsida, Cucurbitales, Cucurbitaceae.
CGCGCACGUUACCGUAUUGCCAAGGUGCAACGCGCGAACGGAAACCAAGGAAAAGGAGCCGCCGGCGGCGCCUCAAUCCAAGUUAGGGUUUUCCACCCGCCAUCUCCAUUUAUACUAGAGUUCGUAAAUCGCCGUCCAUCGAAGUUCUAUUCCGACACGGUGAUCUCCAUCUUACAUUAUUCUCCGUGCAAGAACAGAACGAAACCUGUACUAAUCGCGAGCAGCUGCGGGGACUGGGGAAGUUGAGAAGUUGAAAUAUUAGUUUAAUGGCGCUACGUUUCGAGAUCAUGGGAAGAUUUAAUCGUGCACGUGCGGCACAACUCACUCUCCCCCACUUUACCUGCCAAACACCCCUGUUUAUGCCAGUGGGAACACAAGGGACAAUUAAAGGGUUGACAACUCAGCAGCUUGAAGAGAUUGGUUGCCAAAUUAUACUUGGAAAUACAUAUCAUUUAGCACUUCGUCCUACUUCCGAGCUUAUUGAUGAACUGGGAGGUCUCCAUAAGUUUAUGAACUGGCCCAGAGCAAUGCUUACUGAUUCUGGCGGGUUUCAAAUGGUUUCAUUGUUGCAUUUAGCUGAUAUCACUGAAAAAGGUGUAACAUUUCAGUCUCCAGUUGAUGGGAAGCCAAUGCUUUUGACUCCUGAGGAAUCAAUUGAAAUUCAAAACAGAAUUGGAGCAGAUAUUAUUAUGGCUCUUGAUGAUGUAGUAAGAACAACCAUUACAGGUCCAAGAAUUGAGGAGGCCAUGUACCGUACUCUUCGGUGGAUUGACAGAUGUAUAGCAGCACAUAAGAGACCUCAUGAGCAGAAUUUAUUUGGCAUUGUGCAAGGUGGAUUGGAUCCAGUCCUAAGGGACAUAUGCGUCAGAGGCUUGGUUGACCGAAAUUUACCAGGGUAUGCAAUUGGCGGUCUGGCAGGUGGUGAAGAUAAAGACUCAUUUUGGCGUGUUGUUGCUCAAUGUACUGCUUCACUGCCCGAGGACAAACCUAGAUAUGUUAUGGGUGUCGGUUAUCCAUUGGACAUUGUAGUAUGUAGUGCGUUAGGUGCCGACAUGUAUGACUGUGUUUAUCCAACCCGUACUGCUCGUUUUGGCACAGCGCUCAUACCUGAGGGAGUUUUAAAACUAAAACACCAAGCGAUGGCUGAUGAUACCCGUCCCAUUGAUCCUACAUGCGAUUGCAUGGUCUGCAGGAACUAUACUAGGGCCUACAUUCAUUGUCUUGUUACAAAAUAUGCUAUGGGUUCUCAGCUACUCUCAUAUCACAAUUUAUAUUACAUGAUGAAGCUUAGCAGAGAUCUACAUUCUUCAAUUGUUCAGGGGCAAUUCCCAGAGUUCGUUCGCAAGUUCUUGCAGAGAAUGUUUCCUCAGGGUGACGUGCCGCAAUGGGUCUGCAAUGCUAUGGAGGUUGCCGGUAUUGACAUCUCUUCCUGUUGUGCUCCUUUCACUACAAGAAAUACUGUCUUUAGCGACGAAAUUUCGUCGCUAAAGCCACAGAAUAGUUGCGAAAAUCCUUCAGCGACGUAAACAAAAACGUCGCUGAAGCCAUUUCAAUGAAUAUUUUUUGCAACAUUCUUGGAGAAAACAUUGCAAGGUUGCCACAAAUCUAAAUAUCCGUUGCAAGAAUGUUUACGACAAGUUGUCGUCAUUGCUGACAUUUUUGCGACUACAACUUAUUUUUGUUGCAACUUUCUUGCAAUGAAAGAUGUUUCCGUAGCAGUUUCGUCUCUAGGCCAACAUUUCUUCUAGUGUUUGUCUUCAUCCUUGGAUUAAAACCAAACCAUCAAAUAGGAAACUGGUUAGUUAGGCUUUAUCAGGGUAUCGGUAAUAGAAUCAAUAUUUUUGUACGGGUUAAUGCAGCAUAAAUUUUGUAGGCCAUGUAUGCUGCUUCAUUAGUUAAUACCGCAUAUUGAUGCCUUAAAUUUUUGUUUCAUACUCGAAUUAUUGUAGACUUCUGCCAUACAGUGGCCAUUAUCAUUAUAAAUCCGCAUUUAUUUAA